Messenger RNA from Maniola jurtina (meadow brown), 2829 nucleotides. Its product is annotated as phosphoenolpyruvate carboxykinase [GTP]-like. Gene Ontology annotation, biological process: response to starvation; cellular response to dexamethasone stimulus; gluconeogenesis. Bases 210 to 2132 code for a protein of 640 amino acids. The transcript is spliced from 13 exons. NCBI's taxonomy places the organism in Eukaryota, Metazoa, Arthropoda, Insecta, Lepidoptera, Nymphalidae. The record is from RefSeq and is a predicted model, not a curated record. Gene Ontology annotation, cellular component: cytosol. Gene Ontology annotation, molecular function: phosphoenolpyruvate carboxykinase (GTP) activity; GTP binding; manganese ion binding.
UUUGAACUAAUAGCACUAGUAUUUGAUAGUUCCCGUCAUUUGUUCCUUAUAAUUAAAUGGGUGACAGAUUCAAUAAAUCAAGAUUUUAUAACUGGCUGAUAUUUUUGUUCAGUUUCAGUAAUUUGGAUAAAAUUUAGCUUUGUUUUAUUUUUUAAAUUUACCUGAAAAGUAUUUUUAAUUUUAAUUAAUUUAAAUAAAUAUUGUACAAAAUGCUGAAUAUUAAAGCUAUCCCAGAAGACUACGUCAGGAAGGCCGCCAAAUGUGCGCAAGUGGCGCUGGGCUGCAGCAGGGCUGCGCACCAGGCUGCUCUUCGCGGUUCCAAGCUAAGCCCUCAACUCGCUGCUUUGACUCCUAAGGUCCGAGCCUUUGUAGAGCGCAGCGCAGCGCUCUGUGAGCCGGAACACGUGCACGUGUGCGACGGGUCUGAAGGCGAAGCCACUGCGUUGCUGCACCUCAUGCAGCAGCAGGGCACUGUCAAACCCCUGCCCAAAUAUGACAACUGCUGGUUAACCCGCACGGACCCAGCGGACGUGGCGCGCGUGGAAUCCAAAACAUUCAUCUGCUCGGAGCACGAGAGAGACGUGGUGCCAGUGGCCCGCGCCGGCCAGAAGUCGGCGCUGGGUAACCACAUCACGCCCAUUGACUACGACAAGGCUGUUGCUGAGAGGUUCCCUGGAUGCAUGCGCGGACGCACCAUGUACGUGAUCCCGUUCUCUAUGGGACCUGUAGGAUCUCCGCUUUCGAAGAUCGGCGUGGAAGUGACCGAUUCGCCAUACGUCGUCUACUCUAUGCGCGUUAUGACCAGAAUGGGUAGCAAAGUUUUGGAUGCCCUCCGCAAAGACGAACACUUCGUACGCUGCUUGCACUCCGUGGGGCGCACUCAUGGAACCAGCACCACCGGCUGGCCCUGCGAUCCCCAACGCACCAUCAUCCUACACCGGCCCCUUGACAAUGAGAUCAUCAGCUAUGGUAGCGGAUAUGGAGGCAACAGUUUGCUUGGAAAGAAAUGUUUCGCUCUACGAUUGGGAUCCGUUUUGGCAAGACGUGAGGGCUGGUUGGCUGAGCAUAUGCUGAUCGUCGGUAUAACGGACCCGAAAGGCCGCAAGCGCUACAUCGCAGCGGCCUUCCCCUCAGCCUGCGGGAAGACCAACCUGGCCAUGAUGACCCCUACGCUGCCCGGGUACAAGGUGGAGUGUGUGGGAGAUGAUAUUGCGUGGAUGAAGUUCGACAAGAACGGAGUAUUGAGGGCUAUCAACCCCGAGAAUGGAUUCUUUGGAGUUGCACCAGGAACCUCCACGGCAACCAACCCUAUCGCUAUGGCGUCCAUAUUCAGUAACACGGUGUUCACGAACGUGGCGGAAACUGCAGAAGGCGGAGUGUGGUGGGAGGGCAUGGGCAAAGCGCCCGAGGCUUUGAUCGACUGGAAGGGACAACCCUGGGACCCUAGCAAGAAGACCCCGGCAGCUCAUCCUAACUCUAGAUUCUGUACUCCAGCGGAACAGUGCCCAAUCAUAGAUGGGGACUGGGAAAGCCCUGAAGGAGUCCCGAUAUCAGCGAUCCUGCUGGGAGGCAGAAGGCCGGCCGGCGUGCCGCUGGUGGUGGAAGCGAGGGACUGGCAACAUGGCGUGUUCAUGGGGGCGGCCAUGAGGUCCGAGGCUACAGCGGCUGCUGAGCAUGCUGGAAAAGUGGUGAUGCACGAUCCGUUCGCCAUGCGUCCAUUCUUCGGCUACAACUUCGGCGACUACCUCCGCCACUGGCUGUCCAUGCCGCAGGCUGGGCGACACAUGCCCAAGAUCUUCCACGUCAACUGGUUCAGGAAAGAUGAACAGGGUAAAUUCCUCUGGCCAGGCUUCGGCGAGAAUUCCCGCGUAUUGGACUGGGUGCUGCGCCGAUGUGACAACGAGCCCUGCCACGAGUCCACCCCGCUCGGCUUUGUACCGGCUCCUGGCGCGCUUAACACCAGCAACUUGGAAGCUGUUAAUAUAAAGGAACUCUUCAGCAUACCUAAAGACUUCUGGAUGCAGGAGGCUGACGCGAUAGAUAAAUAUUUCAAAGAAGAAGUCGGCGACGACCUUCCGAACGAGAUGUGGGAUGAACUGAACAAACUUAGGAAGAAUAUUCAGCAGUCAUAGACCAAAGACCAUGAUUUUUGAAAUAAGAAUUAGAGUGAAUGAAGAUAAUUAUUUUUUAUAUGUCGUCUAUUUUAAAAUGCCCCGACUUACGAGGUCCAACAGAAUUGUACCUUAACUAAUAAUAAUAAUAGGUAAUUAAAUAAUAAUAAACAUGAAACCGUUAAAUAUGAAUAGUGCUAAAAGUCAAGUAGAGUAAGGUAUUUUUAAGAGAAGAAUUUAGAAGAAAGAAUCUAAUAGAAGAUUAGGUAUAGAUUGAAGACAAAUAGAUACCUAGUUCUAUGCUUUUCUUAAAAAAAAGUGUUUGUAUUUCUAUUCUCUUUGUAAUCAUUUGUAUUGUAAUGUUUGUUGUUUGCUGCUCUGAAUAAAAGUAUUUUUGUUAGUGCUAGACAAAUACCUCUUGAUUUUUUCUGGUAAGUACCAAUUUUAUUUAAGUUUCCGAAUAUGUAUUUUUUUUUUGUAUUUAUGUAUAAUUCUGUAUAAUUGUAAAAGUCUAGUUAAAAAGUAGAAUAGACAAACCAAUUUUUUUCAUUCUGGCGACACUAUUUAACAACGUAUUAGAAAAAUGUAAAGGCUGUGCUUAUUAGGCUAAAGUGUGAUAGACGAAUGUAUUGUAUAGAUUUAUAAUAAUAAUUAAUUAUUAUUGAAUGAAUUAAUGUAAAUACUCUCUAGAAUAAUAAUAAACAUAUUGAAUUUAAAA